This is a messenger RNA of Osmerus eperlanus (European smelt), 5099 nucleotides long. RefSeq names its product G-protein coupled receptor family C group 6 member A-like. Gene Ontology annotation, cellular component: plasma membrane. The transcript has 6 exons. Gene Ontology annotation, biological process: G protein-coupled receptor signaling pathway. Bases 2017 to 4686 code for a protein of 889 amino acids. The record is from RefSeq and is a predicted model, not a curated record. Gene Ontology annotation, molecular function: G protein-coupled receptor activity. NCBI's taxonomy places the organism in Eukaryota, Metazoa, Chordata, Actinopteri, Osmeriformes, Osmeridae.
GAAAUAAUGUAACUUUGCCUAUAUUUGGAUUUCCUCACACAGUGAAACCUUUUGAGUGAAAUAGAAAAGACCAACCACCCUAUCCAUUACUCCUGCUAAGGUGAGACAAACCCAUAAGAUUACCUAUGGAAUGCUGUCAGGAAUAUUAAUCUAUCAAGCAUUGCACAGUCAGUCGGUGAACAAGUUUAAGAAAGCUUUAUUGCUUGCGGCCGGCCCACAAGGAGACAAAAACAUCACACGCCAUUGUGCUACAAAGUUUGUCUGGUUCACAAGUCUUCAGGUAAGACCAUUUAUUGGUGAGAAGUCUCCUCCCCUGCAUAUCAGCUGUCAAUAUGAUCGAUCCUAGAGACAGAGUGCGCGUGCACGUGGAAACUUACAGAGUUCUCCGACCCUAGGCUUGACCAUAUGAUUCACUCAACACAGAUAAGGUUUAUUGCACCUCUAGUAUGAUAAUGGUCAACCUAGGUCAGUUUGUUUACGUAAGCCUAGUGUCAUCUAUAGGUCAUGUGGGGAGAGGGCUCUCUACUGACAAAGGAAUGCUAGCACCAGUAUUUUCAGAAUAUAACCUUACAUUCUAAAUUUCUCCGACAAAUGCUUACUGGUUGACGUAUGACAUACAGACCUUCAUUGAUAAAACAAAGCAUCCGUUGCUAGAUUAUUAAGAAUCAGUUGUUUGAUUUACAUGCAGCAUGAUUCAGACUGUGGUCUGCUGUUGUGAGAAGCCUUGGGCACACUUCCCUGUCAUCAAGUUCCUCUGAACCAGCUUGUCUGGUUCGGUCACGUUAAAAUCAUCAGGAGAGAUCGAGAAAGUCAGAUAGAGAGUGUGUCAGAGACAGAGAUAGUUAGAUACCGUGAGACGAGGGGGGAUGGGUCAUUUUUAUGCUUUUCAUUUUUAAUGCUUUUUAUUCUUACACUCCAGAGUCAUGUGACACAAACCCUCCAAGGGCACCAUAACUCAGAAAUAAUUCAGCAGAAACUCUGAGAGCACUUCACCCCACAGAGAUUCUGAAUGUAGCCCAAAUCACAGCCCAGUGUGUGUCAUUCAUGUUGUCUUUGUGUUUCAUAGAGAGGUACACUCUACAACAUGAAAUUAAACAGUAACACAUAACUUCACAUGCAGUAUCUCAGUGUAAUUUUUAGAUUUCCUGCUCAUUUGGAGGGCUCUUUCAUGCUACAGUAGCAGCACUGACAGUCUAUGGAUUAGCAGAUUAUGAACUAGUAGCCAACGGACAAGCCAACACAUUAUCCACCCAGUGGCGCCAUCUGCUGAUGAAAUCCUGUUGCAUCUCAUACCUUAGGGGGAUGAACAUGUUUUUGUUCUCGAGACUUUCGAAAAUCUCCACUGGGUGGAGACUUUAAACCAGAAAUCCUCGAGGGACCCCAGGCUGGUUCUGGCCCUGCUCCUGACCCCUGUCCAGACAUCUACAUUUUUCAGCUUGAAUCAGUAAAUUCCACCAUAUUGUAAGGAUCCCCACCCCACCUCCUCGACCUCCACACUUGCCCCCCAGGUGUCUGAACAAAUACUGUUAUACACAGCCAUUCCAAUCCCACCCACAGGCAAAGAGACAGGAUAUCUCAGAGGGCUGUGAUGCUUGUUUCAGUCAGUGACGUCACCCUAACUCUAACCUGCAGACACAUCUUGUGAUUGUCGAGAAACAAGUCCUUUUCUCAAUCGGUCCCUCAAGAAUGGUGGGCGGGGCAAUCCUGUCGAGAUGUGUUGUGGGAGGGGCUAACAGGUGUGUUGAACUGAAGUUACUGGCAGCAGGAGGCAUCAGUCUGCUGGCCACACCCUAGGGAGGAUACAGAGAGAGGGCCAAGGAGACACAGGCGAAAUCAGGGACAGAGAUAGAGAGGGAGAGAAAGAGAGAGAGGGAGGGAGGGAGAGAGAGAGAAGUCGCAGAGAAGCAGCCAGAAAAGAGAAAGAGUCCAACAGAAAGAACCAGAAAGAACGGAUAAAGAGCUGCAAAAAUAAAAGGUUGCCUCAGUUGGGAGACACCGAGGAGUAUAAAGAAGAUCAUGGUGACUUGCGUCAGUCUGUUGCUGUUCCUGUCUGUUUUCUUGUUGCCAACGUUGACAGGUGGCACGCAUGAAGGGGCUACUGCCUCUGGUGACAUCAUCAUAGGGGGUAUUUUCCCUUUCCACGAUGAUGUGGAGGAAAACACCACAAUCGUCCCUCCGCAUGAGGCUAAGUGUGUGAGGUUUAAUAGUAAUGCAUUAAACAGUGGCCUGGCUAUGAUCAACACGGUGGAGUUAGUCAACCAGUCUCCCUCCCUGUCCCGGCUUGGCCUGAAGCUGGGCUAUCGCAUCCAAGACUCCUGCUCUGACGUGACCACGGCCCUGAGGGCCAUCAAUGGCCUCCGCAAACAAGGGGAAGCGGCUGGCGGCUCACUCCCGCCCAUCACCUCCAUUGUCGGAGCUUCCUCCUCUGAAAUCUCCAUCGCUGUUGCCAGGCAACUGAACCUGGAGCUCAUUCCUCAGAUCAGCCACUCCUCCACCGCCACCAUCCUAAGCGACAAGAAGCGUUUCCCAGGCUUCCUGCGUACGGUUCCCAGUGACCUGUACCAGACCAAGGCCAUGGUCCGGCUGAUGGAGGACAGUGGCUGGAGCUGGGUCGGCGUGGUCAUUGCCGACAACGACUACGGACGCUCGGCCCUCAACGCCCUUUUGGCUCAGACCUCGAAGAGAGGGAUUUGCGUGGCCUUCAAGGAGACCAUCCCCAACUCGCUGAGCGACCCUGACUACUCCUCAGCCGUGACGAGGGUCGCCAACGUCAUCCUGACAAACCCCCGCGUCAAGGUGGUGGUGGCGUUUGUGACGGCCCCUCACAUGGAGGUCCUCUUACCGAAGUUGAAGGCCCUGGAGGAUAAGCAGGAGGAGUCAGCCUCAGGAGGAAGGGUGUGGCUGGCCAGCGACGGCUGGUCGUCAACUCCCGAAGUGGCAAGAAACCUGGAUCUGGAGAGCAUCGGGCAGGUGGUAGGCUUCACGUUUAAAAGUAGCAACCUGGAGUCCUACCGCCAGUACCUGCAGAGACUGAAUGAGACCAAGGAGGAGGAGAGAAGACGUAACCCCUUCCUGGAUGAGUUCCUAGAGAUUGGAGAGCUGGACCUGGAAGAGCUGGGUAAGAAGAGCCAGGCUCAGACGGUGUUCAGCGUGGAGUUGGCUGUGAGGGCUCUGGCCCAGGCCGUGAUCGGAGUCUGCAGCAGCAGGAACUGCACCCAGAAAAGCAUCGAGCCGUGGGAGGUCCUGAGAGCUUUGAAGCAGGGCAUGGAAUUUCAGCAGGACGGGGAGACUUAUUUUUUUGACAAGAAUGGAGAAAUCAACCUGGGCUAUAAGGUCACUCUUUGGAAUUCUAAGGAGGGGAAGGUGCAAGUGGGCGACAUUGUGGCAGAGUACCUCCCUUUCAACGACAGCUUCACACACACCAUCCUACCCAGCGCUGCUUACCUCACAGACCUGAAGGAAGUAGUGUCCAGGUGCUCAGAGAGCUGUCUUCCUGGUCAGAUAAAGCAGACAUUUGAAGGACAGCAGCACACCUGCUGUUACAAGUGCAUCAACUGUACUGAGAACCACUACUCCAACAGCACAGACAUGGACUACUGCCUGGCCUGCGACACAGACAGAGAGUGGUCUGACAAGGGCAGCUCCAGGUGCAUCCCUAAAACCCUGGAGUACUUCUCCUGGGACGAUGGCUUUGCGGUGGUCUUGCUGACGCUGGCCGCCCUGGGCAUCCUCCUGUCCCUCCUGGUGGGGGCGCUGUUCCUGCACCAGCGCCACACCCCCGUGGUGAAGGCGGCGGGAGGGGGGUUGUGCCAGGUCAUCCUACUGUCUCUGAUUGGUAGUUUCAUCAGUGCCAUGGUGUUCGUGGGCAAGCCCAGCGACCUGACCUGCAAGGUUCGCCAGGUGCUGUUCGGCCUGAGCUUCACGCUGUGCGUGUCCUGCAUCCUGGUCAAGUCGCUGAAAAUCCUGCUGGCGUUCCAGCUCAACCCGGCGCUGGGGCAGGUGUUCCGCCGCCUCUACCAGCCUCUCGUCAUCGUCUGCGGCUGUCUUGUCCUGCAGCUCCUCACCUGCCUCCUCUGGCUCCUCCUCCUGAGCAGCCCCCGAGUGGAGCGGAAAACCCAGGCCACCUCGGUGCUGGCCGAGUGCCACGAAGGCUCCGACGUGGCGUUCGGCGUGAUGCUGUCCUACAUCGCCGUGCUGGCGCUGGUCUGCUUCCUCUGCGCCUUCAAGGGCCGCAAGCUGCCCCAGAAGUACAACGAGGCCAAGUUCAUCACCUUCGGCAUGCUCCUGUACCUCAUCUCCUGGGCAAUCUUCGUUCCUGUGUACAUCAACACAUCUGGGAAGUACCUGCCGGCGGUGGAGAUGGUGGUCAUCCUCAUCUCCUCCUACGGGAUCCUCUGCUGUCACUUCCUGCCCAAGUGCUACAUCAUCCUGUUCCGGAAGGAGCACAACACCAAGGACGCCUUCAUCCAGGAUGUGCACAACUACGCCUUCCGGGGCCUGGACACCGUGUCCGUCUCUGAGUGUAAUUCACCGGAGGACAAAUGCACGGGUCCUCCUUUCACCAUCGGCCUCCCCUCGACGUUCCUGCCCAGACCACACACACCGACCGCACCCCGCCAGGUCCCGGCAGGGAGCCAGGGAUACCUGAACAGGCAUACACAUCUCAGGAGAUGCACCAGCACCUGAGUUCAUCAGCCAGAGCUUGCUGGUGUUUAAGCCCUGCGAGGGACCAGGGUGUAGGGGAAGACUGAUACAACUGCUGAACCUCAAGUCUUUAACCUGAGCAUCAAACUACGUGCUACGAGCUACAAACUUCGUCUUCUGCCCAAUGUAUACCGUCUAUUUAUAUGUGCACGUUUUUUUUAUAUGUACAGUAAAUAAACAGAAAUAUAUUUGACUACGUACAACAAUGUAAAUUCCUCUCCUCAAGAUGGUUGGUAUUUGCUGUGGGAGCUGAUAAAGUAAAUCUUUUUGAUUCAUAUUGAAAACACAAAUGAUUUUACAUGCUUGAAUAUCUUGAACAUCUUAUGUCAUCUUGACCAUCCUAUGUUGCUGCCACACUGAUGCUAUAAGUACAAAAAAGAGAGUUGUUUAUUCUG